Molecule: messenger RNA, 7950 nt
Organism: Perognathus longimembris pacificus (Pacific pocket mouse)
Lineage: Eukaryota; Metazoa; Chordata; Mammalia; Rodentia; Heteromyidae
Gene: Phf21a
Product: PHD finger protein 21A
Exons: 20
Coding region: 1724-3760 (678 amino acids)
Biological process (GO): negative regulation of transcription by RNA polymerase II
Cellular component (GO): histone deacetylase complex
Molecular function (GO): chromatin binding
Source: RefSeq, a predicted model, not a curated record
GAGAGAGAGAGUGAGUGAGUGAGUGAGUGAGAGAGAGAGGGAGAGAGUGGAGGAGGAGGAGGAGGAGGAGGGAGAAGGGAACAACCUACCAUCUUAACACACUAAUAUCUAAAAAGUGCGAGAGGCCCAGAGCAGCAGCAGAAGCAGCAGCAGCAGCUCCAGCUUCUUCCCUCCCUCCCCAUGAAGAAGAGUUCCCUCCUCCUCCUCCUCCUGCUUCUCCUGCUCAGAGUUCCUGCCUCCAGCUGCCAGGGGGGACAGCCAGCCAGCAGCAGGAGGUUGUGCACUCUAGGAAGGAAGCCUUUUCAUAGGCUUACUUUAUAGGGGUUCUUUGAGGCCGAGGAGCUGGGAUAUCGUCUUUUAAAAGAGAGUACUCACCCACACCAACAUCUGCAGCUUUAUGGAGGGCCUGGUAUGGGGACUGAAAUUGAGGGUAAGCCCUGUGAAGCCUUACUGUUUGUUUUUUUUUUUUUUUUUCGGUGUUUUUGUUAUUUGUUUACAUUUGAUGUUCACUCACGUUUGGGCAGAAGAAAUAAAGAGGUCAGCUGUGGUUUUGGGUUUUUUUGUUUGUUUUUGUUUUUGAAGGUUAGCCCUCUUCCCCCUCUCCCCCCCCAAAGUUUCACAAUUUACUUGGUUUAUACAUAGCCUUGUAGAAAACCAUUACUACAUUUUUACUGGAAAUACUAUUACUCAUUUUCAGUUCGGUAAGUUCUUUCUUAUUCUCUUCUGUCUUCACUUGUAUAUGGAAUCUGUGCUUGUGGGCUAAAUACUAGCUAUUAAGGGCCAUUUAAAAUGUCCGAAGAUUGAAUUUUAAAAUCUCAGGACUUGUUUUUUUGAUGGCAAACAGGAAGUUUUUGUAUGUAGUUGCAUUCAUGUUUAUUAAAAAUUGUCUGUGCUUAAAACUUUGUGGAUGUACAACUGUCCUUAAGAGAGGAAUAUGGUAAUAGUGUUGAAGACUCAAAACACAAACAUCUCACUAAGAUGUUAAAAUAUUCCAAGUGCUUUCUUUACAUCACACUUUGGUUUUGUUAACAAUACUAUUUGCAAUUUGACUGGAAAUGCUUGGCUGCCCAUUAUAAAGUCAUUUUAUGCUUAAGUGUAUUGGAAGGCAUUUUAACUUCAGUUUUGAGACAGCUUUAUUUUAAGUAUGUUGUACUUUGGACACAGGCAAGUCUUUAUUGAACUGGAAUAGUCAUAGAUAAAAAAGACCUAUUGAUGCCAUAUUUUAUUUUUAAAGUGUUAUAAAUGAUAGCUGGGGAAUUAUUUCUUUUAGCUUUGAAGGGUCCAUCCUUUCUCCUAUUCAAUUAUCUUCUGCUUACAUGAAGAUCCUUAAAUGCUAUCCAGCAGGAGGUGCUACAACAAGAUAAAGGAUUUUUUUUUUAUAAAUUUAAAUUUUUUUUAAAUUUAAUUUUGAGAGUUUUGCUACUUAUGGAAGCUCUGCUUACCUCUAAGCAACAGGAUUAAAGUUCCAGGAAGAUUUUGAGGGGCUGGAGAGCUGAAAGAGAGUCAGUUUCCCCAAAAUUGGACUUCUCAGAACCUUUAAUAUGCUAAAGUGCAUUGUGAAUCUCCAAGAGGGGGCUAUGAUAUGCAGCAUUCUUGAAUACUUCUAAUGACAGGGAGCCCACUACCUCAUAAGCUGCAGCGACAAGAGGAGCUUGUUAUUUUAAACAGAGGCUGAAGAAACCAUAUAACUAGCAGACAUAAGAGAGAGUAGAGAAGGCAGAGGAUGGAGCUGCAGACUCUACAGGAGGCUCUUAAAGUGGAAAUUCAGGUUCACCAGAAAUUGGUUGCUCAAAUGAAGCAGGAUCCACAGAAUGCUGACUUAAAGAAACAGCUUCAUGAACUCCAAGCCAAAAUCACAGCUUUGAGUGAGAAACAGAAAAGAGUAGUCGAACAGCUACGGAAGAACCUGAUAGUAAAGCAAGAACAACCAGACAAGUUCCAAAUACAGCCAUUGCCACAAUCUGAAAAUAAACUAACAACAGCACAGCAGCAACCACUACAGCAAUUACAGCAGUACCACCACCACCACGCCCAGCAGUCAGCUGCACCCUCUCCCACCUUGACUGCUUCACAGAAGACUGUAACUACAGCUUCUAUGAUUACCACAAAGACACUACCUCUCGUCUUGAAAGCAGCAACUGCGACCAUGCCUGCCUCUGUUGUGGGCCAGAGACCUACCAUUGCUAUGGUGACCGCCAUCAACAGUCAGAAGGCUGUGCUCGGCACUGAUGUGCAGAACACACCAGUCAACCUCCAGACGUCUAGUAAGGUCCCUGGGCCUGGGGCAGAGGCCGUCCAAAUUGUGGCAAAAAACACGGUCACUCUGCAGGUUCAGGCAACACCUCCUCAGCCCAUCAAAGUACCACAGUUUAUACCCCCUCCUAGACUCACUCCACGUCCAAACUUUCUUCCACAGGUUCGACCCAAGCCUGUGGCUCAGAAUAACAUUCCUAUCGCCCCAGCACCUCCUCCCAUGCUUGCAGCUCCUCAACUUAUCCAGAGGCCUGUCAUGCUGACCAAGUUUACCCCCACCACCCUCCCCACAUCCCAGAAUUCCAUCCACCCUGUCCGUGUCGUCAAUGGGCAGACCGCAACCAUAGCCAAAACGUUCCCCAUGGCCCAGCUCACCAGCAUUGUGAUAGCUACUCCAGGGACCAGACUCGCUGGACCUCAAACUGUACAGCUUAGCAAGCCAAGCCUUGAAAAACAGACAGUUAAAUCUCACACAGAAACAGAUGAGAAACAAACAGAGAGCCGUACCAUCACCCCACCUGCUGCACCCAAACCAAAACGGGAAGAGAACCCUCAGAAACUUGCCUUCAUGGUGUCUCUGGGGCUGGUAACGCAUGACCAUCUAGAAGAAAUCCAAAGCAAGAGGCAAGAGCGAAAAAGAAGAACAACAGCCAAUCCAGUCUACAGUGGAGCAGUCUUUGAGCCCGAGCGUAAGAAGAGUGCAGUCACAUACCUAAACAGCACAAUGCAUCCUGGGACCCGGAAGAGAGGUCGUCCUCCAAAAUACAAUGCAGUGCUGGGGUUUGGAGCCCUUACCCCAACAUCCCCCCCAUCCAGUCAUCCCGACUCCCCCGAAAAUGAAAAGACAGAGACCACAUUCACUUUCCCUGCACCUGUGCAGCCUGUGUCCCUGCCCAGCCCCACCUCCACAGACGGUGAUAUCCAUGAGGAUUUUUGCAGCGUUUGCAGAAAAAGUGGCCAGUUGUUGAUGUGUGACACGUGUUCCCGUGUGUAUCAUCUGGACUGCUUAGACCCACCUCUCAAAACAAUUCCCAAGGGCAUGUGGAUCUGUCCCAGAUGUCAGGACCAGAUGCUGAAGAAGGAAGAAGCAAUCCCAUGGCCCGGAACCUUAGCAAUUGUCCAUUCCUAUAUUGCCUACAAAGCAGCAAAAGAAGAAGAGAAACAGAAGUUACUUAAAUGGAGUUCAGAUUUAAAACAGGAACGGGAGCAAUUAGAGCAGAAGGUGAAACAGCUCAGCAAUUCUAUAAGUAAAUGCAUGGAAAUGAAGAACACCAUCCUAGCCCGGCAGAAGGAGAUGCGUAGUUCCCUGGAGAAGGUAAAACAGCUGAUUCGCCUCAUCCACGGCAUUGACCUCUCCAAACCUGUAGACUCUGAGGCCACUGCGGGGACCAUCUCCAAUGGGCCGGACUGCACUCCCCCUGCCAACGCCGCCUCCUCCACGCCGGCCCCCUCCCCCUCCUCCCAGAGCUGCACAGCAAACUGUAACCAGGGGGAAGAGACUAAAUAACAGCCCCGGAGCGAAGCCACGGGGUCCCGGCAGCGGCGAGGAGAGCAGAACGCUGAAGACUCUAGAAAAUCAAAGCUGGAUUUCUUCUGGAAAGUACAGAAUUCUUUUGGUUCUUUGGUUCCAGAGAGAGAGAAGAUGCUUGUGCCAGGUGGCACCCGAGUUUGCCAAUUGAUCCUUCUUACUCUGUGUGUACAUGCAAAGAUUGGACCAUGUUACAUGAAAUAGUGCCAGCUGGAGGUUCUUUGCCAGCACCAUGCCAAGUGAAAUAAUAUAUUUACUCACUCUAUUAUACACCAGUGUGUGCCUGCAGCAGCCUCCACAGCCACCAUGGGUUUGUUUUUGUUUGGUUGGGUGGGGAGCAGGGACGGGCGGAGGGAGGAGAGCAGGUUUCAGAUCCUUAUUUGUUUAGGAAGAGAAGACAAGUCCAAAGAGUGUGUGGGCUUUCCUGUCUCUAAACUUUCACUUCUAUAAAAACCAAAAAAGGAAAUCAAGAUUGAACCAACCCCAGUGCCCGCUGGAGGGAAGGGGCGGGCCUGGAGGGAGCUGGGGGUGGGGGAGUGUGUAUCACAUAGCAGUAUUUCAUUUCGUCCGGAGGGGGCCAAGUGCCCGGAGAGGUGGGCACCAAGAAUGGCCACUGGCGUCCUUCUCCCAGCUCUGCCCCCGCCUGGGGUGCCACUUCCCUGCGGAGGCCUCAGGCAGCUCCUCGACCCUGCUCGGCGGUGCACUGCUCCUAUGCGGUGAUCGCUAUUCCUCCCUCUCCGAAGAAAAGGAGGCAAGCCAGGCGCCGAGGCAGGGAAGAAGGGAGUGUGCGCGCGUGGUCCAGGAAGGGAAAACGGUGGAUCGGUGAUUUUACUUGAAAACAAGCUCCAUCCCUUUUCUAUAUUUAUAAGAAGAGAAGAUUCUGAGCGAAGCAGCACGAGGCCCAGGUGUGUGUGAACUGAAUGGAGACAUUUCUUUUCCUCUUUUUUAUUUUAUUUUGUUUUUGUUCUUGUUUUCUUUAAGCAAAGUUUUAUUUUGUUUCUUUUACUUUUUUGGUAACAAAAACUAAAAUAAGGAAUAGAAAAGCUGUUUUUCAGGCUGACAGUCCAAUUAAGGGUAGUCGAGACCUUGCAUGGUAGAAUAGGAAUCAUAGUGUCAGUGCGGUCCAGUGAGUCUUUGUGAGUCCUUGUGUCAUCGUUCGGGCACUGUUUUUUUUAUGCAAGGGCAAAAAAAAAAAAAUCUUUGUAUCUGGGGAAAAAAAUUACUUUUUUUUUAAUUAAAAAGGAAAAUAAAAGAUAUUGAGGUCUUCCUAGUGUUACUUAAAUUAAGAUCAAGGUAAGAAACAUUGUACAAAAAAUUACGAAAGUGCUAUUUGUUUCCUAAAAACAGUGAUUUCUAUUAAAAAGGUGUCAGAACUGGAGAAAAUGCCGUGUAGUUAUAAUUUUUUAGCACAGAACCUGCUGGACAUGAUGCCGUUUUGCUGUGUUUGUGUCUCUAGACUGGUGGGCCAGUCUCCACCGGGGCCGGGAGCACUCCCCGCCCCCCCUUCUCAGAACAGAUUGCACUGGGUGCUUGGCACAGAUCUUGCCUCCUGCUUUUGAAGCCCAGAUGAAGCGUGCAUGGUGUCAGGGCCCUGCCGUGGUCGCCUCAGAUUUUGCUAGGGCAAAGGCUGGUGCCUAAAUAAGAUCCUUUUCCUUUGGUGCUGCUCUCGGUCUUUCAGCCACCAGCAUUCCGAGUGCCUGGGGCUCCAGGCUCAUCAUGUGGGCACCCUGGCAUUGAGGAGGGCAUCAGAACAGAGGAGAGAGAUGUCUUGUGGACGCAGGGUUUCUGAGAGUCUGAUGGCCUUCUGGUCUGCCUUGCCUUUGAAGAGAGGUCCAGAGCUCUAGCCACUUUCUCUGCCUGCUGGCCCCAGGUGUCACAGUGGGGAACCCUCCCCCCCAGCUCCAUCGCCCACCCUCUUGCUUCCUGUGUCACCCUGGGCUAGAAUCCCUGUGCUUGCCUUGGCUUGACCUGUUGCAGCUUUUCCUUCUGUUUUAGAAAACUACAGUUUGAUCAUCUCUCAUCUCUCCAGUCGUGCUGUAUAGCAAGUGAACGGGUGAGAUGCGUGCUCUUAUGGAAGACCAUGGUCCCUUCCACAUCCCUGAGUGGCAGUGGUAGUGGUCAGGGCUCCACACCCUGGCCAGUGCAGUAGCAGCAUCUCUCCAGAGCCUCUUCCUCCCUCCUCCCCCCCAGAAUUGUAGGGGCUAGGGCUCAGCAGUAUAGAGAAGGGCUGCUUAGAGUGUCUCCUUUAUCCAGUUAGGCUCAGAGGAGCGGGGAUGGAUCCUGGAAGGAAGUGCCACAGAGAAGAGAUGCUUAGGGUGUGCCAGCUCCCCGUAGCAACCACUUUACCCAUCUUCCCAGCACUCCAAAAGAAAGCAUCCUGUUUGGCUGCCCAGGCCCUGGAGUGAGCUGCAGGUCGGCUAAAGGAAACAGAGGUGAGCCCCCUAUGUUGAGAAGCCAAGGUGCUAUGUGUAGUAGGAGCUGGGAGAUGCCUGGACUCGCUGGAGGAAUGGUUGGCAGAAGAUCAGAGACCCCGCAGCAGGCUGGACGCCCUGUCUCGGCUCCCCUGUUGGACUUGUCUGGGCCUAUAGGCCAGGGCUUGCCACACAGUUCCUGUCUUUGCUAGAAGGAGAUUGGGAAGCCAUCAUUAGUAGGAGCCUUUGCCCCAGAAGAGCUACAAGAGUUGGCCAAUUUUCCCUCCUGCUGCGUUGCGUGGUGUCACGUAUGUUCUUCCUAAAGGUCAGACAGGAGCUGCUUGAGUCAGCAGGGGUGGAGGAGAGAAUGCAGUCUGCCCUAGCCUCCAUUCCUCCCUCAAAUUCCACAACAGAAACUGCCCUGCUGAGAAGAGCUCCCCCUGAUCCACCCAGACCUGCAGGUACCCGAGACGCCCCCCCAUCCCCACCGCACCCGAGCUGCCUCCACCUCCUUCCCCUGCCCAGGAUUCAGCUGCUCUAUUGGCCACCUAGGCGGCCACAGCUGGCUUCGAAUCCCUGAGGACCCUGGACUUGGGGUUUCCUUAUCAGUUUCAGAUCAGGCCUGAACCCUGGAGGCCCUGAGGUCAUGUGUCAUUCCCCACCUGGUGCAUUCUUGGCCUGCAGGUGUGUUUUCUUUGCCUGAGCCUGCUGAGUCCUGUCUCACCUGGCCGAGCAACAUCCACUUCGCAUUUCUUCCUUCCUUGGUAGGCCCUUCAGGGCAAGCCUGCUGGUCCCUGCAAGUCCCUGGCUGGCCUGACCUGUGUGGGAUCUGCCUCUAGCUCUUGCUAUAGGGCUGCCUCUCUGUGCCCUUGUUCAAGGCUCAAGCCCAGGAGGCAGUGAGAAGGGUGCGCUCACCCAGCGCUGCCCAGGGUGACUGCUUCCAGCUUGCCCAGCUCCUCCACCCCUGGGACUGUUCCAGCCCCACACACAGAAGCCGUCUCUCCCUUCAGGCCUUGCUUGGGUGUGGUCCUUUUUAUUUUCCUCAAGGGCUGAAUUUAGGAAACUUACUCACUCCAGGGGCAGGAAGCUUCUAGGGGAUUAAGAUGGGUGGUGGCUAGGAGGAUGUCUUUAAGGUCUCAGAUCUGGUGGCUUCGGUUGGAGGCAGGCAACUUUCACUCUGGGGAAAAAUGUCUGGGCCUUACCCCACCCCUCAGCCGGGCACCCUUGGCAGGAAACAACCCCAUUCUCACCCUUGUCAGCUCCUCUCCAAAAAGGCUGGGGUGGCCCCUGGAAAGACUUUUGCCUUCCCCCUGGAAUGAAGGCAAGGAAGCUGGGGCCGCCCUUCCCGACACCCAGGGUGAGGCUCUUAGCUGUCUAGAGGGAGGCACACACUCGAAUCCCACCAGGCACCCCUCUCCUGAGCUUUCCCGAGGCCUCCGUCUGCUGCAGCAGCCUUGGCCCCUGCACCUCUCUCCAAUAUCUGAGGCUCUCUGCCCAGAGUGAGCCGCGGGCAGGAGGGGCAGACCGAGGUCAGCAGGCUCCGAGCAGAGGAGAGAACCAGCCAGACCCCAGUCCUGUCUCUUGUCCAUGCCCUUUGUGAUUUCAGUCAUGGUAGAACUUGUAUUUGGAGUUUUGUGCUUCAAAGUUUUUGUUUUUGUUUGGUUUUUGUUUUCAGGGGGUGGGGGUGGGGAUACAGAGCAGCUGAUCAAUUUGUAUUUAUUUAUUUUAACAUUUUACUAAAUAAAGCCAAAUAAAGUC